This is a messenger RNA of Echinococcus granulosus, 426 nucleotides long. RefSeq lists its product as hypothetical. The record is from RefSeq and is a predicted model, not a curated record. The transcript is spliced from 4 exons. Lineage: Eukaryota; Metazoa; Platyhelminthes; Cestoda; Cyclophyllidea; Taeniidae. The coding region runs from base 1 to 426 and encodes 141 amino acids.
AUGAGGAGUGGAGUUUGUUGGUCUAUUCCUACGACAAUGGAGUGGAAAUCCAGUUGUCCACCACUUGCCGCAUUUGAACACUUUGCAUCCUCUUUCCAGGUAGAUGUGACUCAAAGGCAGUUGGCAGCUUCGCAUGAAGAAUUCAAUCAAUGGGCAGCACUUCAAGGAAGCAUUUCACUCUACAGCAUAGCUCAUGAUAAUUUGAAACUAGAUAAGUGUUUUCCCUCAUCACAAAAGCGUGUUUCUCAUAAAUAUUCGCUGACCUUACUAUCAUCUUCUAAGAAUAAAAAGAGAGUAAACUUAAGGCCACAUUUCCCUCCAUUGAUUAGCUUAAGUAAAACAUUCAAUUUUACAAAAGCACUAAGUUCUACUAACACAAGCGUUUUUUAUUUGCUGUGUGGCAAUUGUUUAUUUGACAGUUUAUGA